This is a messenger RNA of Bombina bombina (fire-bellied toad), 4784 nucleotides long. It is a transcript of the gene NOVA1, whose product is annotated as NOVA alternative splicing regulator 1. The record is from RefSeq and is a predicted model, not a curated record. Lineage: Eukaryota; Metazoa; Chordata; Amphibia; Anura; Bombinatoridae. The transcript has 5 exons. Gene Ontology annotation, cellular component: nucleus; cytoplasm. The coding region runs from base 182 to 1708 and encodes 508 amino acids. Gene Ontology annotation, molecular function: mRNA binding. Gene Ontology annotation, biological process: mRNA splicing, via spliceosome; regulation of alternative mRNA splicing, via spliceosome.
CUGUCUUUCUCCAUCCUGCCUCCCCCUUCUGGUUCCCUGUUAUUUAUUUAUUUAGCGGUGCUGUCUUUGCUGCCUCCUCUCCCCGUGUUGCUGUGUUUUGGAGGUGCACGGGGGCUCCCCCUUUUCUCCCUUGCUCGCAGUGCAGGUAUUGGGGUCCCCCUCACCCUAGCCUCCUGCAAUCAUGAUGGCGGCGGCUCCCAUCCAGCAGAACGGCACCCACAGCGGGGUCCCCAUAGACCUAGACCCCCCCGAUUCAAGGAAGAGACCGCUCGAAGCCCCCCCGGAGGCAGGCAGCACGAAGAGGACCAACACAGGAGAGGACGGACAGUUUUUUCUGAAGGUGCUUAUUCCUAGCUACGCCGCUGGAUCUAUCAUAGGCAAAGGUGGACAAACCAUCGUCCAGCUGCAAAAAGAAACGGGAGCUACAAUUAAGCUAUCCAAAUCCAAAGACUUUUAUCCAGGUACCACAGAGCGGGUCUGUCUAAUCCAGGGCACAGUAGAAGCUCUCAAUGCUGUCCAUGGCUUCAUUGCAGAGAAAAUUCGAGAGAUGCCGCAGAAUGUGGCCAAGACAGAACCAGUCAGCAUUUUGCAACCACAAACUACGGUUAAUCCUGAUCGUAUCAAACAGACAUUGUCAUCAUUACCACCAGCCACCAAGCCCUCUCCAUCAGACCCCAUGACCAUCUCCAGAGCCAGCCAGGUGAAGAUCAUCGUUCCCAACAGCACAGCUGGACUGAUCAUUGGCAAGGGUGGUGCCACUGUAAAGGCAGUGAUGGAGCAAUCAGGAGCGUGGGUGCAGCUUUCACAAAAGCCAGAUGGCAUUAACCUGCAGGAACGAGUGGUAACAGUGAGUGGAGAGCCUGAGCAGAACCGAAAGGCAGUGGAGCUGAUUGUCCAAAAGAUCCAGGAGGACCCACAGAGUGGCAGCUGCCUGAAUAUUAGCUACGCCAAUGUCACUGGCCCUGUUGCCAACUCCAACCCUACUGGGUCCCCCUAUGCCAAUACUGCAGAGGUCCUCCCAACUGCUGCUGCAGCAGCAGGGCUCCUAGGACAUGCAAACCUUGCCGGAGUGGCCGCAUUCCCAGCUGUGCUCUCGGGCUUUACUGGAAACGAUCUUGUUGCGAUCACAUCUGCACUCAACACUCUGGCCAGUUAUGGUUAUAAUCUCAACACACUGGGGCUGGGUUUGAGCCAAGCAGCAGCUACUGGAGCUCUAGCAGCUGCUGCUGCCAGUGCGAAUCCAGCAGCAGCUGCUGCAGCUAACCUGCUGGCUACAUACGCCAGUGAAGCAACUGCAGGAGGUGGCACACCGGGGGGAGCGGCUGGGACGUUUGCACUGGGAAGCUUAGCUGCUGCCACAGCAGCUACUAAUGGAUAUUUUGGAGCUGCUUCCCCUCUAGCAGCCAGUGCCAUCCUUGGCACUGAAAAGUCAACGGACGGCUCCAAGGACGUGGUAGAAAUUGCGGUACCAGAGAACCUAGUAGGCGCCAUACUUGGUAAAGGUGGCAAGACAUUAGUGGAGUACCAGGAGUUGACUGGAGCCAGAAUACAAAUAUCUAAAAAGGGGGAGUUUGUCCCCGGCACCAGAAAUCGCAAAGUAACCAUAACAGGCACACCAGCAGCCACGCAAGCUGCACAAUAUCUAAUUACACAACGAGUCACUUAUGAGCAAGGUGUCCGGGCAGCCAAUCCACAGAAAGUUGGUUAAAUGCCCCCUACUCUCUUUCCCUUCCCUGGAUGUUAACUUAAUUGUUCCCCCUCCCUUCUUUUUAUGGAUGUACUGUAUUUUGCAGGAGCGGUUUAUAUUUUAUUUUUUAUUUGAUUUUGUUUUUGUUCUGUUAUUGGCAGGGGACGUGCGCGUCGGGUUAUUAAUAUAUAAUUAUGCAAAUGAACGCAACAGUGUUGAAAAAGCGCAUCUGUAAAUAAUACAUGUUCUGCGGAUGUUACAGAGAGGGAUUUUUUUAGUGUUUUUUAAUUUUUUAGUUAUUUUUAUUUGAAGCUUUUUGACAGGUUCUCUCUCUCUCUCUCUCGUUAAAGUUUUAUUGUUUACGCGUCAAGAGUAAAAGUUUUUGAAGCCUGCCAUUUUACCAGCAUCGUUGUAGUUGAAAAUAAAUCGAAUGUAUACAUGAAGUGGCGCGUAGGGUUUUAACCCUGUGGAUGCUGAAGGAGCCAGUAGCACAUUGCAGAGCCACAUGUUGCUGGUCCCAUCAGAACCACAAGGUAAUCAGUAUUAGUCCUAGCUAGCGCUAUAAAUUAACUACUGGUUUGCUGGAAAACAGCAGGGGGUUUGGGUGGGGGAGUUACCUAUUAAACAAAAGGGAGUAAAUAAUUUAAAGCACUGUCCAAUUUCUCUCAUAACUCCUGCCUGGUGUGGCAGAGUAUGAGGGAAACAUGUUUUGGAAUAAAAAAUAAAAAAAAAUAGUUUUAAAUUAAAACAAAAAAGAUAUAUAUAUAUAUUAUCAAAAAGCAAUAUAGUUGCAAAAAAGCACUGUAAAAUAUAUAUUAAAAUGGUUAAAACUGUGGAAAAAAGAACCUUUUUUGGUAAGUUUACAGAUCAGUGUCUUCAUAACAAGCUGUAUGACAAAUAUUCCGGCUGGCCAGGACACACUUCUGUCAUCUAUAUCUCAUUAAUCCCAUCAGAAUUACCUUCUCUGAUGGAUGAAGUCUGGUUUUGUGAGGGCUGUGUCUUCUUUUUUUUUUUUAUUCAUUGGGUACCCCACAUGUUGAAAUACUUUAAAACCCCAGUCUGCCACCCUUUCUUAAUAUAAUUAAUGAGCAAAUCCCAUUUGUUACUGUUUCCUACAAUUCUUUUCUUCAAUAAUAUUGUGGUCACAUAUGUAUACAGAAUUCAUAAUGACAAUGUUAAUAUUUUUUUCAGAAUAAAUGAAAUACUUGAGACUUUCCCCUGUAGCCAAAAGCAGCUUGCUUUGGUAUGAGAGGGUUUGUAGGACUGGGGUUUUAAUUUGUCCCUGCAGUGCCUGGCCAGCCAUGCACCAGUAUAUCAUUAACAUCCUCCCCUCUUAGAUAUAGUGCUGUGAGCGUGUUGGAAUUUUUCUAUGCCAAACCACGCACACACACAACAAAUGAAAGUGCCAAUUGUUAGCUGAUGAGGUUUCUUUAUCUGCAACGACUUAGUAAGGGCGUUGCCUUUUUUAAACGCUUCUGAUUGUGUAUCAUUUUGACACUAGCGAUCUUAGUGUUGUCAAUCUAGAUUUUACUGUGAAUAGUAUCUGUGAUUUUUAGCUGUUUUUGAUCCCUCCGGAGCAAGGCUCGACCAGUUGCCGCAGGCUCCGAUAGUUGUUAACCUGCAUGUUCUUUUUCUGUGGGCAUCUCUAUGUCGGCUUCAGUCAGUACUUCCCUGCAUGCUCGUUUAGCUGAGGUAGUGUUCAUUUCCGGCGUGUGUCUACCUGUCGCAGCGCAGGUUCCUCCAAAGGCCAUUUUAUGAUUUGUUUUAUUUUUAGAAUAAGCCUUUUUGUUAUCCAACUUGUCACCUCCUCCAUGUUUCUGAGUGCCAAUUAGCCAGAUCAUUCUGUUAACCUCUGCAUUUUGGGCCACCUCAAGCCACUGAAAAUGUGGCCAUUCAUAAACCCAGCAUCUUCUCAUGCUAUGCAUGCAGUCGUAAAAAUUUAAAUGGACAAUGAAGUAAUUUAAAAAAAAAAUUAAAUAAAAAAAUAAAAAAAAAUAGUAAAUAAUAAUACUAAAAAAACUAAAAUGCUGGCUACCUCUGGAUCAUCAGGCUGAGAAAUCCCCAAACAACAGUUUUCCUUCCAUCUCAACUUCAACCCAUUGAUAACGUCCAUCAUAACCAACUCAGUGACAUUUCCGCUGCUCCUCCUGUGCAACUGAUAACUGAACAAUGAUUGUGAUGUCCUCUCGUCUGGCUUCUCUCUUUCUGAACUGUGAUCUUUUGUUGUUAUUAUUUUUUUCUUUUUCUGUUCAUUGAAGUUAAAAAUGACCUUUCAUCACCAUGCCAGUUUAACAGUGUCAGCAAUGUCCUCUCAUUUGUGGGCAUUGGAAACUUUGGAAAAAUGAUUUACCAUUCCUUUCCUGCUCUGUUCUUCACUUAAUUCCUCUCUUGUUCACCCAUCCUAUCUUCUUUACUUAGCCACUCAUCAUUUACCUUUUAUUUUCCUUUACUCUUCACGUCUUUUUCUUGUCCAUUAGGUUUCAUAUACCCUCCUCAUUUCUUCUUCUGCAUUCUUUCAGUUGCCUAUUCUUUCUACUUUCACUGCCUCUGCCAACAACUAUUAUCACGUUCUUUCCCAAUUAUUUGCCCUUCAUCACUUUCUCUUACCUGCCUUCUAUUCUCCACCAACUCUUCACCUAGCUCCUCUCCUUUCCUGUCUCUGUUUGCUGUUUCAAACCCAACUGCCACCAAAGGGGUUUGCUCUGCACUGUUGUGCUGUGCCCCACCGUGCAUUGCAGACCCCUUGGGUGGUAAGGGAUCCAGCCAUUCCAAUCUGAUGAUCAAGUCAAUUAUUAAUAUAAUUAUUUCUUUUUCUCUCCUUCCAUUCUCACAGUCUCUUUGAUUACAGAAAAAAAAAAAAAAAAACAUUUUCAAGAAGAGAAAACUGAUAUAUAUUAAAAAAAGGAAUGAUAUUGCCUGUUUUUAAAAUGGAAAGAGCAAAGCUGUCGUACAACUGUGUUUUAAUUGGUAAUGGUUAUUUAUCGUUAAUAGUCUCUGUAGCUCUGUAAGUUUUUAUGACAAUACAGUGUAAUAGUGGUUAGCCGAUGAUGCAAAUAUAUUUACUCAUAUCAUUAUAAAUGUGCUUUUUCAUCAUGUA